Messenger RNA from Eruca vesicaria subsp. sativa (arugula), 1122 nucleotides. NCBI's taxonomy places the organism in Eukaryota, Viridiplantae, Streptophyta, Magnoliopsida, Brassicales, Brassicaceae. The record is from the annotation of a GenBank genome assembly.
GUUUAAUAGAGUCUUUCAAAAUAAAACAUAUUUGUAAUUAACCGAGUGAUCAUCAUGUUACUGAGAAGCACAUCUACUCCGAUACUGAAAUCGUGGCUUUGCUCGAGAGAAUCAUCUCCGGAGCCCGAGUCACAGCUCCAACGCCGAAACAGAUCGUUGUCUAUUCUCUCUUCAAAGUCCAUAGACGGACACACAGGGGAGCUGUUGCACCAAACUCUCUCUGAGCACAAGGACAGUACUGUUCUUAAAUCAAGUAACAACGAACACGAGGAGGGCAAUAACGUAAGAUCAAGCAGGCAACGCAGGUCAUCUUUAGAUGAAAGUUCUACCCAUGGAACAGCUUACCGGAGAAAGAUCUUAGAUCCUUCGUCGACCUUUUUAAGGGAGAGGCUAUUCUCGAGCUUUGGACUAGGAGAGAAGGUUAGUGAUGAUGAUCGUCUUGAGACUCUUGUGAGUGGUGGUGGCGACGGUAUGGGAAGCAGCGGUGGCAAGAUAUGUACGGGAAGCGGUGCCGGUGGAAGCGGCGUUGACGGCGGUGGAAGUGAGGACGCCACCGAUGUGUAUUACCGGGAGAUGAUCAACUUGAAUCCUGGAAACUCUCUUUUGACCGGGAACUACGCCAAGUUUCUGAAAGAGGUGAGAGGAGACAUGAAGAAAGCAGAAGAGUACUGUGAGAGAGCGAUUUUGGGGAACACCAACGAUGGUAACGUUCUCUCGCUGUACGCCGAUCUCAUUUUGCAAAACCACGGUGAUCGUAAAAGAGCACACUCCUAUUUCCAACAAGCUGCCCAAAUGUCCCCCGAAGAUUGCUACGUGCAAGCUUCCUACGCAAGGUUUCUGUGGGAUGUGGACGAGGACGAAGAUGAAGUAGAAGUAGAUGGAGAAGAAGAGCAAACGAGUGAUGAAAUUGGAAGCAUGAUCUUCCGUGACAUUUCCCAACGCUCUGCUAUUUCCACACAGUCAUAAACACAGUUAUAUAGACCUUCGUCUAUAGUUGUAUCCAAGCAAAUCAAUAAAAACUAUAGUAUGUAAUAUGCAUGUUUAAUACACAUAUGCACGUGUAAAAUUACUACAUGUUAAGAUAUGUUCUGUACACUUCAAAUAUAUAGCUAUAUAUGUUUU